GUGAGAGAGAAAGACAGAGGAGAAGUACUCUGUCUCUCUAUAUAUAUAUAUACACACACACACACACACUAAACCUUGUAGCAAUUGUGUAAAACUAGUAGUACCAAAUAGCAAUUAUGGGAAGAUCACCUUGUUGCUCAAAAGUAGGGUUGAUGAGAGGGCCAUGGUCAACUAAAGAAGAUACUUUGUUGACCAAUUACAUUCAAGAACAUGGUGAAGGCCAAUGGAGAUCUCUCCCCAAGAAUGCUGGGCUGUUGAGAUGUGGGAAGAGUUGCAGAUUGAGGUGGAUGAAUUAUCUAAGGCCGGGAAUAAAGAGAGGGAAUAUAAGUGAAGAUGAAGAGGAUUUGAUCGUACGGCUGCACGGCCUCCUCGGAAAUCGAUGGUCCUUAAUCGCCGGCAGAUUGCCAGGUCGAACUGACAAUGAGAUCAAGAAUCACUGGAAUACACACCUCCUUAAGAAACUCAAAAACUCCGGCGUCCACGUCAGCACUCUUAGAGAUACUCCCAAAUCUGCCGCCAAACCCAAGAAAUCCGCCGCCGGAGCCGCCGGAGCCGUUGCCGGAAAGAAGAAAAAGAAGCAGAAGAAGGUAGUAGAUGUUGAGGAAAAAAUCAACGGUAGCGAGAAAGCGUUGACUGUUGACCAAGAGAAGGUGUCAAAUAAAAGUGAAGAUAUUAAUAUUAAUAUUAAUAUUAAUAAUAUUAAUAAUCCGGCGAAGAUUAAGGUGUAUUUGCCGAAGCCGAUGAGGGUUUCGCCGGGGUUUUCGAGGACGAGCAGCUACGACAGCUUGGUCAGUGGGGCGUCGAACAGCGACGGUGCCGGAGAGGCGGAUGCGCCGGAGAAGGAGGAGGAGGCGGCGGCGGGGGAUGGGGUUUCGUACAUGCCGGUGGCGUGCCGCCGCUGUUCGAGAUGGAGUACGCGACUACUACGGCGGCGCGACGGAGUAGAGGAGGAUGAUUUUAUAAUGGGCGGCGACGGCGGUGGGUUCUUUCGGCCGUUGCUCCACCACUCCGGCGAUUCAAUAUCUAGUGAUGUAAACAUGCUAGAGAAAGUCUACGACGAGUAUGUGCAGCUUCUCUAGACCAAGAAUAAACAAAUAAUAAAUAAAUAAAUAAAAACAAAAACAUGUUUGAGUUUAAUUUUUUUUUA
Messenger RNA from Erythranthe guttata (spotted monkey flower), 1147 nucleotides. The record is from RefSeq and is a predicted model, not a curated record. NCBI's taxonomy places the organism in Eukaryota, Viridiplantae, Streptophyta, Magnoliopsida, Lamiales, Phrymaceae.